AUGUACCCCGGUGUUAGCUCGGUUAUGGCAGCUGCACAACGACCCUCAUACAGCACUGUAGAUAUCAUGCUUCGAAGGAUACCGGAAGGCCAAGCAGGGCGUUCUGUUUACGAUUAUGACACAAAGGAUGAUCUGAGGAAGGCUCUGCAUUCAAUGGGGACGCAGCCAGCCGCCAAAGCGUCCAGCCGUCCUUCCAGCAAAAAGGAACCAAUACCCCAAACAGACACUAUUGAAUCUAUUGGUGACCUCUUCGUAGAUGGAUUGGAGAAGAAUCUUGAUUGGAUUGUUGACGGUUAUGAUAAAGAUGCGUCCAUUGCUCCUGAUCUGGAGGCGGAGUUGCGCAGACUAGCUGUGCUCAAGAGCUAUAGGCUUGUUGGAUCCAGUAAGAAUCCAUCGCUGGAGAGACUCAUAUCCAUGGCAAGCAGGAUCAUGCGGUGCCCCAUGGCCAAAGUCAAUGUCAUAGAUUUAGGAAAGGUGCAUUUUCUUGCAUCUCGGGGUCUAGGGGAUACAACGGAUGCACCUAGAAAUACGUCGAUGAGUUCACAUGCAAUCAUUAGCAAAUUGGACCUUCUAAUUGUCCCAGAUCUUUUGAAAGAUGAAAGAUUCAAAGGGCAUGCCCACGUUCAAGGCCCCCCAGGGAUGCGUUUCUUCGCAGCAGCCCCUUUGCAAUGUCCUGAGGGCUACCGUCUCGGUACUCUAAGCAUCAUGGACACAGAGCCGCGUCCUGAGGGUCUGACACUGGAUGAGAAGCAAAGUCUAAGGGAACUUGCAGACAUGGUUAUGGAUGUAAUGGUGGAACAUCGAGAAUCGAAGAAUCACCAAUAUAGGCAGCCUGCGCAGCUUAUUGCUUGCACGUCAAAUGACCUCAUCACACCUUUGAAGGGUGUCUUGUCAGGCUUAUCGUCCAUUGCGGAAGAUGAGUCGUUGCGCUCAUCUCUUUCAUCACAGCAACAAGAACUGAUAAGAACAGCAGUCACUUGUUCAUCAGUGAUGGGGCGAAUGUGCAUGAAGUCAAUCCAUUCUUUCCACUUGGAUCCCGCAAGCGUUGGAUCGUUUGGAGCCAUAAAUGCAAAAGGAGAUGACAACUUGAUGAACAUUCAACGACUUGUGAAACAUCUCCACACUGUCAUGGAGCCGUUCCCCAAACAAGUUCCCAUGGUAAUUACAACAGCUCCAUCCAUUCCAGACAUUGUCGUUGCUGACGAGUUAAAGAUCUUUCGAUCUGCUGUCAACUAUUUGACGAAUGCUUGUUCCACAACGAAGACUGGUUCUGUGCACCUAAAAAUUUAUCUCCGCGAGGAUGAGGACAAUGCAGAAUCCGAGUCUCAGAAUAUUGUAUUUUCUGUCGAGGAUACAGGGCCAGGAAUCAGCGUUGAUAAGUAUCAAUACCUAUUCCAACCUAUGGUCGAUGAUAACGAUCCUUUGAGUUCAUACUGUGUCGAUUCCUUGUUGGGAUCAGCUAGCAGUGCUGCAUCCAAGACCAAGAUGCAAUCUGGCAGCUUGGGACUUUAUUCUGUGGCCAUGCAAAUAAAAUCUAUCGGUGGAAAGUACGGAUUCCGGCCAAGAGGUUUCACCGAGUACGGCUCCCAAUGCCUCGGUCCAAAUGGUGAACCAAUGAAGGGCUCCGUGUUUUGGUUUAGCAUCCCACUUGUGCUUCCAUCGAAACAAAAGGCUACGAAGGAACAGGACGAUACAUUUGAAAUGAAGGACGCAACUGAGGACGAUGGGGCAGUCGUCGCGCACUCCGACAACUUGCGCAUGUUUGAAAGUGCCGAAGAGCUGACCGGUGGCGAUCGAAGGAUGCGCGCCCUCUUAAUUGACGAUGAUGUCAUCUUCCGCAAGUCAAUAGCCAACAUGCUGACGAAGGUAGGCUUUGACGUGGUGGUGGCCGAUAACGGAGUGAAAGGCUUGCAGGCUCUCAAAGAUGAAAUUUACGACAUUGUGUUGUGUGAUUUCUUGAUGCCAGUACUCGAUGGGAUCGAUUGUGUUCGUCAAUACAGGCAGUUUGAAGUUGCUCAUCGGCCAUGGUUCGACCAAUUCAUUGUGGGCAUUUCUGGUCACGUGAAUGAAGAGGACGUUGAGCGAGGUCUGAAAGCUGGUAUGAAUGACUAUAGGUCCAAACCUAUCACCAAAGAGGAUUUGGAAGAAAUCACCGAGAGCCCGGAAUUCCAGUAUGUGAAAGCCAGGCUAGAUGAAAUUGCAUUUGAAAACGAAGAGGACAGUCGCGAAGUGGCGAUGCAAGUGGAUAUGGGUGGAGGGGACGCUGAAGAAGCUUUUCACGUUUGUUUGGUGGCUACCGAGAGUGGAAGUUCUAUGUCCAAUAUUGCAGACAAAAUAGAGGAACUACCAGCAUGGAAGGCAAUCAAUGUUGAGGGAGGCGAAGCAGCACUUCGGCUUUUGAAAAUGCGGAAUUGGGACGCUGUUCUUUUGGAUGAUGAAUUGUCAGGUCUUACGAGUAGCCAAUGCGUUGUGCACUUCCGAGAUUGGGAACAAAAGAAUCGAGUGAAUAAACAAAAGCACGUUCUUCAGAUCAGCUCAAGUUUCAUCCCAACCGAGAUGGAGUCAAAGUCGUCAUCAAUGCAGCUUCCUAUUGGAUUUGACAGCGCUUUGGGGAAGCCUCUGUCUUUCAAGCAAUUGCAGAACUUUUUGAAGCAGGUUCAACAAGAGAGCAAGGGAUCGCUAUAG
Cylindrotheca closterium is the source of this 2685-nucleotide messenger RNA. The record is from the annotation of a GenBank genome assembly. NCBI's taxonomy places the organism in Eukaryota, Bacillariophyta, Bacillariophyceae, Bacillariales, Bacillariaceae.